CUCUUGCAUGGAGACGCCGCCGACGCCGCACGCCCGCUCAGUCACACACGAUCGACAACGCCGGUCAGACGCGCGCAACUUCAAAAACACUGUACCAAAAAUGAUAAACGAAAUAUAGUGAAGAUUUUCGACUACUUCGCUUCUUGAAGAAGUCUUUAAAAGUUAAUAGGACUGUGUAAAAAUGAAUGAUUCCGUGGGUGUAUCGAAUGACACUUGGCAGUGGUACCGGGAAGUGAUCAGAUCAUGGCUGGAGGACCCUGGAGUCCAGGCCUUCGAAGGGUUGGACAUGACAGCCCUGAAGAUGGAUCAGGCGUACAUGGUGGGCUCGUCAGAGAUCGAUGUUGGAGUUUAUAGCGUCUCUGAUGAUUGUUUUCGAUGUCCAUUCAAGCUGCAGCAGAACAUAUCGGCUGAUGAGGAGACGGUCUGGGUGACGGGCACAGCUCGACGGUCCACGUGGAGAGUGUACGCCAAUUAUUCAGAACAAUAUGUCACUGCUGGAGAUACUUCAGGACUACUGUGUCAGCUUAGGCCGGAGAUGGGUGAGUUCGGGGUCUACAGGCUGAACGCUUCCUCCGAAGGCUGCGACAUCCGGACCGUUAGAGAUCCAGUCGACAUUUACUUACCGUUACUGCUGCUGCUAGGCAUCUUAUUGGGAAUAUGGAUCCUGUACGGCAUCAUAAAGCUGGUCAUGUCACGAGUGAGAAGAACUGGCAAGCUGAGGUACGGAGACAAGGAACUGGCGAUACAGCAGAGGUUACGAGCACUGGACACUUUCAGAGGAAUGGCAAUAGUCUUCAUGAUCUUCGUAAAUGAUGGUGCUGGAGGCUACUGGUGGUUGGAGCACGCCACAUGGAAUGGCCUUGUAGCUGGCGACCUGGUCUUCCCUGCCUUCCUGUGGAUCAUGGGCGUCUGCAUCCCUCUAUCUGUGAAGAGUGCUUUCGCCAAAGGUGUGCCCAGAUGGAAAAUUGUUAUGCACAUAGUCAGGCGAUCCAUCAUUAUGUUCAUUCUUGGCAUGUCUCUGAACACUAUCUACGGCUCCAACAUGCUGUAUGAGCUGCGCAUCUUCGGGGUCCUGCAGCGGCUGGCAGUGUCCUACCUCAUCGCUGCUGGAUUCUACGCCCUCACCGCUCCCAAAUACUACACACCUCCGCGGGGUGCAUGUGGCCAGGCGCUAAAGGAUGUACUGUCAUGUGUAUGGUGCUGGGUGCUAGCUGGUAUUCUCGUGGCUGCUCAUAGUGUCAUCACCUUCGUGGUGCAUGAUCCUGACUGUCCCAUGGGUUAUUUGGGGCCUGGAGGUCUACAUGACGAUUGGGUGGCUGCUAACUGCAGUGGCGGUGCAGCUGGGUACAUCGACCGUCUCCUACUAGGCCGGUCACACGUCUUCCAGCGUAGUGACGCAAUGCGCGUCUAUGGAGGAGAACCUACUGAUCCUGAGGGCCUUUUAGGAUGCCUAACAUCGGCCGUGCAAGCACUAUUGGGUAUACAAGCGGGUGCCACCGUGCUCCUACAGCGAUCACACAAGGCUCGCAUCUCUCGCUGGCUGGCUUGGGCUUUAGUGUUCGCGUUGGCAGGGGCUCUACUCGCUGGAUUCUCGAGAGAACAUGGAGUUAUACCUAUUAAUAAGAAUCUUUGGUCCAUGUCAUUCGUCCUCGUAACAUCAGCUUGCUGCCUCAUACUCCUCUGUUUCUGCUACACUCUGACCGAUGCCUGGAGGUUUUGGGGAGGCGGUCCCUUCAGGGCACCAGGUCUCAACGCUAUAGCGCUAUACGUCGGCCAUUCGCUCUGCGCUCAUCUGUUCCCAUUCCACUGGAAAAUUCCAGAAAUGAGGACCCACGCAAUAAGUCUGGUUGAAGCCGUUUGGGGAACAGCUUUAUGGGUCAUCAUAGCCCAUAUAAUGGCCAAGAAAAAAGUCUUCGUCACACUUUGAAACCGUAUUGCAGACAUUUCACUUGGAAUUGAUUUAAUAUAAGUUUUAUUUUUUAAUUGUAAAUCUGAUCAUAGCAUUUCAUUCGAUCUAUCAUAGAUGUCGCUGUUACAUGAAAUAUUUUUUCGUUAACAAGAUUCUAUAUACGAAAUCUUUUUGUUGAGAUUCUAUUGUAAUAAUUCACGAUUUGAAACCUUAUAUUUUAAGUAUUAAGUUUAGUUUUAAGUGUAGAUAUUUAAACCAAGACUGAGCGAUAGAAAAACCAUAGGUGCUCCCAUAGUUCUCAAUGUAAUCUUUUGGUUUUUACAUAAUUAUAAUAAUAAAUGUAUUUUAUUGCUAAUAUAAAAUCUAGUCUUAAUUGUGUAUCUGGAGAUUUUUGUAUGGAUUUGUAUGCAGGAGCGUUAUAAUUAAGCUUUGUAAGAAAAAUAAAGGAUUUAACAGUU
Molecule: messenger RNA, 2367 nt
Organism: Spodoptera exigua (beet armyworm)
Lineage: Eukaryota; Metazoa; Arthropoda; Insecta; Lepidoptera; Noctuidae
Source: the annotation of a GenBank genome assembly